Messenger RNA from Microthlaspi erraticum, 681 nucleotides. The record is from the annotation of a GenBank genome assembly. NCBI's taxonomy places the organism in Eukaryota, Viridiplantae, Streptophyta, Magnoliopsida, Brassicales, Brassicaceae.
AUGGACCUGUCAGCGGAUCGAAGUCGAACAACUCUAAAGCGUCACUCGUCGCUUUCAACACUUCUGGCUCAGUUCUUUGGCAUCUUAGCCGUUAUUCUAAUGCUCAUAUGGCUUCUCCAUUACCGCGAAGGCAUCGAGUAUGGCUCUGACAAUCCUCUUAAGGUUUUAAAUGUGCACAUAUUUCUCAUGUACUGUGGAUUUCUUUUCCUCGUGGGCCAAGCGAUGAUGAUUUACAAAACGGCGUAUGCGUCGCACCAAGUGCAGAAAAUGGUGCAUGGUGGGCUUCACUUAAUAGGCUUAGUUCUAGGUAUUGUCGGAAUCUGCGCCGUCUUUAGAUUCCACGACCAAGUAAACGCUAAAGACAUGGUCUCUCUUCACUCCUGGAUCGGUCUCACAACUUUCAUCCUCCUCGGCCUCCAGUGGCUAUUUGGUGCCUUCACAUUCUUGGCACCUCAAUCUUCGUCGGGGACAAGGACGAGGAUGAUGCCGUGGCAUGUCUUAGGUGGUCGGGCUCUACUUUAUAUGGGUAUUGUUGCAGCACUUACCGGACUCAUGGAGAGAGCCACGAUGAUUGGUCAGAGCACAAACGCUGAGUCACGUCUUAUCAACUUCACCGGCUUAGCCAUUCUACUCUUUGGCGUUUCCGUCGACUUCUCCGUCGCUCUUGGCCGUUAUACUUGA